AUGGGGAUCUUCUGCCACCAGCAGCCGCUGGCCACCGCUGCGCGACGCAUCCCCAGGAGAGCCGGGGACAGCAGCGCGGCGCCGGCAUUCCCGCUGCUCCUGCUGCUCGUCCUGCUGGCCUCCUGGCCGGCCGCCUGCCGAGGYGCACCGAUGCCAUCGCAAGCACUACAGGCAGAUGAGGAUAUGCAGCUGUGGAAGGAGAUAGAUGAUGCAUGCUCCACCUACUUGUCCACAGAUUAUCAGCCUCAGGCUUCCAGUGCCCUGGAAGAGCUUUGCUUUCUGGUCAUGGGAUUUCUCCAGAAACCACAGGGUUUAGAUGAAAAAGACAACACCAAAAGGUUCUUAUUUCAUUAUUCUAAGACUCAUGACUCAGGCAACUCAGACAUCAUGUCGUCUGUCCUGCAUCCCUUGCUGCAACUCGUUCCCCAGCUUAAUGAGAGAAGACUGAAGAGAUACAAAGUGGACGAAGAACUGCAAGGACCUGCAGGGAUUCAAAGUAGAGGCUACUUUUUCUUCAGGCCACGCAAUGGAAGGAGAUCAGUGGAUUUUCGCUAAGGAGGAUUUUAGAUUCCUGAUGUAGAACUAAUCCUGCAGGAAUGCUGA
Molecule: messenger RNA, 603 nt
Organism: Nothoprocta perdicaria
Lineage: Eukaryota; Metazoa; Chordata; Aves; Tinamiformes; Tinamidae
Gene: NMU
Product: neuromedin U
Exons: 10
Coding region: 1-555 (184 amino acids)
Biological process (GO): regulation of smooth muscle contraction
Molecular function (GO): neuromedin U receptor binding
Source: RefSeq, a predicted model, not a curated record